UCUUUUUCAGUCAGCGCCCUGCCCAUUCAGGAGCGAAUUCAUGGCGAGAAUGGUUGGUAUGUACCACAAAUCGAUGGUACCUUCGAGUGGAUGGAUCUGGACGAGGCCGAGCAUCUGUUGGCUGACGCGGAGCAGAUGGAGGAACGUGUAAACACAAAUGCCGUGUCCUUCUACCUUUACACCAGAUCGAACCCCCACGAGGGCCAACUCAUUAGCGACAAGGAAGCAUCCAUUCGCGACUCGCAUUUUAACAAGGAUCAUGCCACACGCUUUGUUAUCCACGGCUGGACUGGUCGUCACUCGGACCACAUGAACAAAGAAAUUACCAAGGCCUGGCUAUCCCGAGGUGAUUACAACAUUAUUAUUGUUGACUGGGCCCGUGCUCGCUCCGUUGACUACGCCUCCUCGGUCGUUGCUGUACCCGGCGCCGGCACCAAAGUGGGUCAAAUGAUCAACUACCUGCACGAGCACCAUGGCAUGUCUCUGGAGCGCCUGACGGUAAUUGGCCACAGCUUGGGUGCCCAUGUUUCAGGAUAUGCCGGCAAGACAGUUGGCGAGGGUCGCAUUCACACAAUUAUUGGCCUAGACCCUGCUCUGCCCCUGUUCAGCUACGACAAGCCCAACAAACGCCUCAGCUCAGAGGAUGCCUUCUACGUAGAGUCCAUUCAGACCAACGGCGGCAAGCUGGGCUUCCUCAAGCCCAUUGGCAAGGGCGCCUUCUACCCCAAUGGUGGCAAGGAGCAACCCGGCUGUGGUGUAGACGCCACUGGAUCCUGCUCCCACGGCCGCUCCGUGACCUACUAUGCUGAGGCCGUCACUCAGGAUAACUUUGGCUCCAUCAAGUGUGGUGACUACGAGGCAGCGGUCAGAAAAGAGUGCGCCAGCACCUACAGUAGCAUUCGCAUGGGCGCCGAUUACAAUGCCUACAUGUUGGGCGGUAACUUCUAUGUGCCUGUUAACAGCAAAGAGCCUUUUGGCAAAAUUGAAUAAGUUCCGCUAUCUGUCGAUCUGAAUAAAGUCUAAAAACAAACAA
Messenger RNA from Drosophila arizonae, 1033 nucleotides. Its product is annotated as phospholipase A1-like. Lineage: Eukaryota; Metazoa; Arthropoda; Insecta; Diptera; Drosophilidae. Gene Ontology annotation, molecular function: lipase activity; serine hydrolase activity. The record is from RefSeq and is a predicted model, not a curated record. Gene Ontology annotation, biological process: lipid catabolic process.